Guillardia theta CCMP2712 is the source of this 720-nucleotide messenger RNA. RefSeq lists its product as hypothetical. The transcript is spliced from 3 exons. The record is from RefSeq and is a predicted model, not a curated record. Lineage: Eukaryota; Cryptophyceae; Pyrenomonadales; Geminigeraceae. Bases 1 to 720 code for a protein of 239 amino acids. Gene Ontology annotation, molecular function: protein tyrosine phosphatase activity. Gene Ontology annotation, biological process: protein dephosphorylation.
AUGGGACAGCGGUCAGCAAACCUUGCUGUGGCGCAGAAGCCUUGGACCUGCCAGAGCAUGGGAGGAGGAUGGCGAUGGGGUCAGUUUUCUCGUGCGCUGCCAUUGUCUGUGCUGCUCCCUUCGCUCUUGGACUCCUCCAGCACACAUGAAUGCAGUCCCAGCACGCACGUCAACAAGAUCGUGUACUUCGUGUGUACCAGCAACACCUGUCGCAGCCCCAUGGCCGAGGUCAUAGCGAAGCGAUGGCUGGCGGAGAGACAUCAGGUUGAGGUCGAGAAGCUGGAGGAGAAGACAGGAUGGGUGGUGAGAUCAGCUGGUCUCACUGAAGAUUACGAAAAGGCUGGAUCGCCUGCCUCAGCAAACAGCAUCACAGCGAUGAAGAAGGUUGGCAUUACACUCGCAAAUCACAGCAGCAAGAUGCUUAAAGGCCAGGACGUGGAGGAGGCUCUUGCGAUCUUCUGCAUCACGGCAAGGCAUAGAGAUUGGGUCCUCCACAUGUUCCCAACGGCAGAGACCAAGGUCCGGGUUCUAGAGAGAGAUGUUGAGGACCCGUGGCACAAAGAUCAGGUUGCGUAUGAUGUGUGUGCAUCUCAGCUACUAGAGGUCGUUCCGCGAAUUUUGGCGAAGGAGUUCAGUUAUCUGAUAGAAGCAGAAACGCGUGGAGAGAGAGUUGUUGGCACUGAGCAUAGGCAAGAUAUCACAUUUGGUCUUGGGCUAUGA